Danaus plexippus (monarch butterfly) is the source of this 1347-nucleotide messenger RNA. RefSeq lists its product as uncharacterized. The record is from RefSeq and is a predicted model, not a curated record. The transcript has 4 exons. Gene Ontology annotation, molecular function: mRNA binding; zinc ion binding. Gene Ontology annotation, biological process: negative regulation of translation; oogenesis. The coding region runs from base 146 to 1189 and encodes 347 amino acids. Gene Ontology annotation, cellular component: perinuclear region of cytoplasm. Lineage: Eukaryota; Metazoa; Arthropoda; Insecta; Lepidoptera; Nymphalidae.
CUCUUUGAAAAAGCCGAAAGUCGUCGUUCCGAAGGUCAAACAAAUUUCAAGACCAAGGAAAGAAAUUCAUUAUCGUUAGUUGAAGUUUAGAGACGGUCGCAAAUAAGGGAAGAAAAGAAACUUAAGGAAACUUUUUCAACAAACAAUGUUCCCUUCGAAGAGCGCAAUGGACUACAUGAAUGAAAUGAAUAGAUUGUUCCCUAAAUCAGAAUCUAUUGAAUCAAGAAAUAUAGCACAGAACUACAAUUCUCCAUUUCAUACUGCGACUGCAAAUAAAUCUUCGAGUUCUGCGGAUUCAAUUUCACCCGAAUCAUAUUUUGAUUUUCAAUUUUACCGACAAACCGAUAAUUAUCUAUCAAGAAACAGAUGUGAGACGCCGAAACGCACAUUUUUCGAAUCCUCUACUAACAUUAAUGAAACUAAAACCUUUGAAUCGCUAAAGAAUAUAUACAACACUCCAAUGUCCCCUCCGAAUAGUAUUUACGGCUCCCCUAACUUAAACAUGUCACCCAGAAACGUAUUUGAGCGUCAAAAUAUACAUGAAACUAAAAUUUACGAACCUACAUUGGAUUUAUUACUCGAUGUGCCUAAUUAUAACAUUAAUUCCGAAACAACUUUCCCCGUCCGUCGCCAACGUCCGAUCGUGGGAAGAAAAAUUCUGGGGAACUCGCAGCAGAUUCAGAAAAAUGACUCCCUAUUUGACUUUUCGCAACUAGAGCCUCUACCACAAACACUAGAGAGAAAUCAGAAGAGUUAUGAACUGUUUCCAUCUGAGAGAAGUUACUUGCCGGCUACAAACAACGUUAUCAAACAGUCCGACCCAUAUAACAACAUGGGUUCUUUCAUAAAAAUGCCAUAUAAUCCUGGGCAACAACAACAAAAUCCUCAGUAUAGUUCUGCAGAUGGAAGCAGUAUGUACAAAAUGUGUACCUUCUGUCGGAAGAAUGGUGAAACUCCCGUUGUUUACAUGACACAUAAUGUUAAAGAGAAGAUUAGCAACCGGCACAUAGUGACCUGUCCCAUACUGAGGUCUCACAAGUGCUCAACCUGCGGAGCGUCAGGAGACGAUGCACACACUAUUACAUACUGCCCAGUGCUGAGACGUUCCAACAAUGGCAAGCCUUUGCAAUCUACAACAAUAACGUUGAAGAACACAAGAAUAAAAAGCAAUGGACGGAAACGCUACUGAGAUUGUACUAUUUCUAUAGCUCGAUGGUCAAUUUAUACCAUCUUCAAGUAGGUCCAGGAACAAUUACACAGUUUAAACAAGGUUUUACAAUGACUGCCAGUGAACUGUAAUGGUUAAAUAUAACAAGUAAAGUUUUUAAUGUUCGUUAGGACUUGGUU